Messenger RNA from Mus musculus (house mouse), 1506 nucleotides. RefSeq names its product NmrA-like family domain containing 1 (gene Nmral1). The transcript has 5 exons. NCBI's taxonomy places the organism in Eukaryota, Metazoa, Chordata, Mammalia, Rodentia, Muridae. Gene Ontology annotation, cellular component: perinuclear region of cytoplasm; cytoplasm; nucleus. Bases 423 to 1298 code for a protein of 291 amino acids. The record is from RefSeq and is marked validated.
GGAACCAUCAGGCCAUGGAGCACGGGGGAGGGCAGGUUGAGUGAGCAAGAGAAGGGCCAGGACCAGGACCUCAGGCGCCCCCCUGGAAGCGUGGCAACUGGCAGGUCACACACUGGCGCGGUCUGAACGGGCUCUGUUAGGGUAGAAGGGUUCCAGUAGGGGCUGGCGGCUUGCACAGAAUUGCAUCCCCCCUUUUUAGUGGACUCUGCUGUAGGCCUGCAGAUCCCGCCAAAGCCCAUUCUCGGACCCUUGUUUUAGCCUUUUGUCACCCGAGUUGUGGUCUGGGGACUUGGUACUGGGUAUUGCCAGACAGAAUCUCGGGACGCGUUCAGGGACCGGACGUCUCAGGGUAGAGAUUCUGCCCUUCGCCAACUCUGCCACCCCAGGCCUCUUUGGAUCACGCUCUUUGGGCUCUGGACCCCAUGGCUGAUAGGAAACUGGUGGUGGUUUUUGGAGCCACAGGUGCGCAAGGUGGCUCUGUGGCCCGUGCAUUGCUAGAAGAUGGGACAUUCAGGAUUCGAGUGGUAACAAGAAACCCUGAGCAGAGGGCAGCCAAAGAGCUGAAGCAGCAAGGUGCUGAGGUAGUGCGAGGAGACCAGGACGAUGCAGCUAGCAUGGAGCUGGCCUUGGCUGGAGCCCAUGCCACCUUCAUUGUGACCAAUUACUGGGAGACGUGCAGCCAGGACCGAGAAGUGCAGCAGGGCAAGCUUCUAGCCGAUCUAGCCAAACGCUUGGGCCUCCAUUAUGUAGUGUACAGUGGCCUGGAGAACAUCAGGAAGCUGACGGCUGGGAAGCUGGCCGCAGGACACUUUGAUGGCAAAGGGGAGGUGGAGGAAUACUUCCGAGACAUCGGUGUUCCCAUGACCAGUGUGCGGCUGCCUUGCUAUUUCGAGAAUCUCCUUUCCUAUUUCCUGCCCCAGAAAGCUGCAGAUGGAAAAAGCUUCUUGCUGGACUUGCCCAUGGGUGACGUCCCCAUGGAUGGAAUGUCUGUGAGUGACCUGGGCCCCGUGGUGCUCAGCUUGCUGAAGAAGCCAGAAGAGUACGUAGGGCAGAACAUCGGGCUCAGUACCUGCAGGCACACCGCAGAGGAGUAUGCUGCCUUGCUUAGCAAGCACACUGGCAAGGCUGUACAUCAUGCCAAGGACUCUGGAGGAAGCCAGUCUUCCUGGCAUCACCAAGGCUGUAGAGGAGACAGACAUGGUGGAUUCUCUGUUUCCAGACAACUCCUGAGGAUUACGAGAAACUUGGUUUCCAGGGGGCUCAAGACUUGGCCAACAUGUUCCGUUUCUACACCCUGAAACCUGAUCGGAACAUUCAUCUGACCCUGCGACUCAACCCCAAAGCCCAGACACUGGACCAGUGGCUGGAGCAGCACAAAGGGGACUUUGCACAGCUGUGAUCUUGAAGCAUUUGUAGGGACAACAAGCACAACAAACACUCUUUCUUGUAUACAGUUCUGUGUUUGGGUUUUUUUUCCCUCCCAAAUAAAACCAUUGUUAUCACAAA